Molecule: messenger RNA, 1605 nt
Organism: Aureobasidium namibiae CBS 147.97
Lineage: Eukaryota; Fungi; Ascomycota; Dothideomycetes; Dothideales; Saccotheciaceae
Product: Pkinase-domain-containing protein
Exons: 3
Biological process (GO): intracellular signal transduction; protein phosphorylation
Cellular component (GO): cell cortex
Molecular function (GO): protein serine/threonine kinase activity; ATP binding
Source: RefSeq, a predicted model, not a curated record
UCGACCUCCAGCCUGAGUCCCAAUUCCGCUCUUACUUCGCCUGCUCUGGCUGCCAUGCUCGACAUCACGCCUUUGCCCUCGCCCAUCAUGCUCAACGACCCCAAUUCACCCGGCCCAUGGACCCGGAUACGAAGCGCCCACUUUGACCACAACACAACCAUGAGACCGCCCUCGAGACUCGCCUCCUCUCCUCCCACCACGAGUUCGUUAUCCUCAAUGUCUGCACCCCCCGCUUCACCGCACAAGAAAAAGAAGGGAUAUGGGAGUCUGGUUCACGCCGCUAUCGAGGCUCAGACGACGCCAAAGGUCGACCUGGUUAUGCGUAAACAGCACAGUCGCAAUCGCAGCAUCAGCGAUUUCGUCCCCGAAGCCAUGCACAACGUAAGGCCGAGAAACGUCACCGUUGGGCCGGCGGGCUUGCACAUCACGACUACGCCGCCCAACGAGCAGCCAAUGCAGAGAGAGCAUUAUCUCGCACAGCAGCGUGGUUAUGUCCUACCAUCACCACCUCCUUCGGCCAAAGACUCGAUGGAUGUGGGGGAAGACGAAGACACAGAUAUGCAGAGUGUAGGUGGGGCAGAGGAUUCGGAUGUCGAGUACUUUACCGUCCGAUCUGCACACGAGGACUACAAGCGGAAAUGGCGUUCAGUACGGACUCUUGGUCAGGGCACUUUCAGCAAGGUUGUGCUUGCUACAUCACAACAACUACCGUCGGGAUCUUCCUACGACGAGAAGCAUCUGGAUCCACGGAAACUGGUCGCUGUUAAGAUUGUCGAACACGGUCCAGCUGGAGGCGCUGACGAAGAGCGUAUCGAAGUAUCCUUGAAGCGAGAAGUCGACAUUCUCAAGAGUGUCUCACAUCCAUCGAUUGUGCAGCUCAAGGCACUCGAGUAUACUGAUGAGCGAGCCCUACUGGUCUUGAGUUAUUGCCCAGGAGGUGACUUGUUCGAACUAGCGAGUGAGCAUCGCAGCAUUCUACAGCCCAAUAUGGUCCAACGCAUGUUUGCCGAGCUGGUAGGUGCCGUGCGCUACUUGCACCAGAAUUAUAUCGUCCACCGAGAUAUCAAGCUUGAGAACGUCUUGGUCGUGCCCGCCUACGAGGCCCUCUCGAAACUCGACAACCCUCAAACGCAUCCCUACCCAUUAAUCUGCCUCACCGACCUCGGACUCUCCCGCCGCAUUCCCGCACCGCCAGCUUCACCACUCCUCACGACCCGCUGCGGCAGCGAAGACUACGCGGCUCCCGAAAUCUUGCUUGGCCAACCCUACGACGGCCGCAGCACAGACGGCUGGGCCCUAGGCGUCCUCCUCUACGCCCUCAUGGAAGGCCGCCUACCCUUUGACUGCCCACCUGGCAAACCAGAGCGAUCGCGACCAUCCCACCGUAUAGCACGAGCAGACUGGAUGUGGUGCAAGUUUGGUGAUGAAGAUGGAGAGUGGGAUGAUAAGAGAAAUGACACAAAAGAGUUCAAGGGGUGGGAGGGAGCGAAGGGCGUUGUUGAGGGUUUGCUCAAGAAGGUCAGGAUGGGGAGGAAGGGAUUGGGGGAUAUUGAGGAGAUGGAGUGGGUUAAGCAAGGCAUGCAGGUCGAGGGCGGGUUAAAGGCU